AUGGGUGACAAUGGUGAAAAUCGCGACGAAUCUGGGAACCAACUUGCAAGUAGUUCAUCACUAUCCUUGAACAGCAAUGAUAACAGACAGAGUGAUGAUGUGCAAGUUCCGAUGAAUGUCGACAAAGAUUCUCCAUCCAAUACGAACGAAAAGAAUACGUCUGAGCAUACUGUCCACGAAGUUCCAACAAUUCAAAGGCAACCAUCUUCUGAUUCGGAUACACCCGAAUCUUUGAACGACAAUGGCAUAUCGUAUGAGAAAGAUGAACCUGAUUUAAUUGAAACGUUGUUAGCUAAACAAUCAGGUGAAACAGCUAAAUUGCUUGACCGUCUCCUUGGCUGCGCUUAUGGACAAGCUCUUGGUGAUGCAUAUGGGUUAGCAACAGAAUUCGAAGAUCGUGCACUAGUUCAACAAAAUUAUCCGGAUCUUACAAAACUAAUCCCAUUUCCAGAUUAUAUCUCCACUCAUCACAAUCGUCGAUGGGCACGCGGCGAUUGGACUGACGAUACGGAUCAAUGGAUUCUUAUUCUGGAAACAUUAAUGGAGCCAGACGGUGAUGUGAAAUUGUUCGCUAGAAAACUAAAAUCCUGGAUUCAAAGAGGCUAUCCAGAAUUAGGAGAUCAUGGUGGAAUGGGUUUAGGAGCAAAUGUAUCACAGGUUGUUCAUUCUACUGGUUACUUGACAGAUCCUCUUGCAGCCAGUGAAGUUGUAUGGAUUCGCAGUGGUCGACAAGCAGCACCCAACGGAGCGGUCAUGAGAUGUUCGGCAUCUGCUCUAGUCCAUUUUCAAGAUAAAGACAAGAUGAAAGAUACAACAAUGAAUAUGUGUAAAGUGACUCAUUUUGAUCCUCGAUGCCUUGCUUCAUGUCUUGCAGUUUGUUUAACUAUUACUUAUUUACUGAACGAAAAAGAUGAGAAUGUUGAUAUUGAAUCAUUGAUUGAGCGCGCUCAAACGGAAACUAUAGACACUCUUGGCGAUCAGCUUUCGACAGCACAUCGUGAAGCAUUCUUAUGGCAUACUGAUAAGAGCCGCACUCUCAGUGACUUAGACCUUGACGAGCCAAGAAGUAUUGGCUAUACAUACAAGUGUUUAGGCUCCGGUUUUUAUGGACUGAGAUCUAAUGAAUCAUUUGAAAAAACUCUUAAUGAUCUUAUUCGAUAUGGUGGUGAUGCUGACACAAAUGGGGCGGUGUGCGGAACAAUGUUUGGAGCAAGAUAUGGUUAUAAGAAACUACCAAAAGAAUGGCUACGUGCUACUCCUUAUAAGAAAUGGUUCGAUAAAAAGCUAAUUGAUAUUGAUCUAAUCGUACAUGAGCAUUUUUUCAUCGAUCCUGACAAACAAGCUAACGUGUCAAUAAACAUGAUUUUCAUCAUUAUCUUAACAUUCAUCACCAUCAAUCAGUUUGCUGAUUGUCAAUUUUGGAAUACAACUGGUGAGAUUCUUCCAUGGGAAUCUUAUUUAGAAUUGGGUCACAUCGAACGGCCAUUGGGUUUGACACUCAACCGUUCUUCAAUAGCUCAUCAUCAUUUUUCAAUCGGAUAUCUAUGUCUACAAUCAUUUAUGUAUGACGAAGCACAAGAUGCUUUUGAUCUUGCCAUCAAUGCCACGCCUACAUUUCUCGAAGCAUACAUCGGUAAAAUGCUCGCAUGCAAACAUGCACUGUGGGCAGAUACUGAUUUCGUGUGUGGUCUGACUGCUUAUAAUUCAUCGAAAACAAUGUUGACAACAUCCAAUAUCACACCAACAACGCUGCAAUCGCUGUUGCUUGCUAGUGUUUAUGAAUGGUUUGCAAAUCAGUCAUCGGUGACAGCAGGCGAACUAGCAUUUUUGUCAUCGAUUGAGAAAGUAGCAAAAAUGUACACAAACGAAACAGACAUUCAAGUUUUAUAUGGUUUAGCACUUUUGAAUGUAGCUUAUCAGAGUCAAUACGAAAGUCAACUCGAUCCGAAGCCAAUGGCGAAAUCGCGAGAAGUAUUGAAACUCGCUUUGAGAAAAGAGCCAACACAUCCAGGGGCUCUUCAUUAUUUAAUUCACGCUUACGACGUCGAUCGAGUGACAACAGCUGAAAAGGCUACUGAAUUCGCCAUAACUUUCAAUAAAACCGUUCUAACUCUUUCACAUGCACAACAUAUGCCGGCGCAUAUUUGGAUGCGGAUAGGUGCGUGGCUCUCAGCUAUAUCCGCCGAUCGAACAGCGGUCGAAGUAAGUUUUGGACUAUGCGCUACGAAAAUACUCCAGCAACAUGUAUCCAUCUCGUCUUCCGAUUUACCAUCGAUAUUGAUGCGGUUUAAUUCCUCAAAUGACGUUCGUUUAUUUCUGCAAUGUGAUGCUGAAAAUCGAGCUCAUUCUACCGAAUGGCUUAGUUACUCUCGUUUGCAAGCAGGUGACUGGUUAGGAAGUGUUUCUUUGCUACGAGAUUUAUUUCUUGCUGAGAAUCAAUCAUCGUUAACACCGCUUCAUUAUUUACCGUUCGCAUAUCGAACACAAGCGCGUUCUGUUGUCGAGAUUUUCUUCUGGUUUCCAUACGACGAUCAAUUUCUCGACAAAUCACAAUCUUUGCUAGUAUUCAAUAAAGAUCAACCAUUAGUUUUGUUUGGCGAUAAUGCUACAGGAUUCUACCAAAUAUGGAGUGAAGCAGGCUAUCGAUUCGUCGAUUGUCUUCAAUUGUUGACUAAUUUUCGUUCGAGUAAUAACAAAUCUGACGUUUUCUCGACGAUUGAUCGUCAUCUUGCUCGUUUGGACAUCUUAUCGAAUCGAACAAUACCCUUCAGUAGAUAUGUAGCAAAUAACAUUCAAAUGAUGAUACCGCAAAUUCGUGGAAUGCGCGCUUUUGUUAAUGGAUCAUGGCAGGAAUGUUUGAAUGAACUAUUCGCAGCUACUCAGCUAGAAUCAAAGGUGUUAUCCAACGGAAACAAUCCAACAUUGAUAUUUGCACGUUCAUCAGAGUUACUAGCUUUACAUUUCUUACUGAUGUAUGAAAAAUAUCAAGACAAUAUGAAUUCGACUGAUUCUUUUAUUUACAAAUUGAACGGCACAGAAAUUUCUGUAGAUAAAUUUCCAUCUCUAGCAUUGGAUUAUUAUGAAAAAGCCGAUAAGCUCGCUCCGAACCGAGCGAUUAACACACUUGGUAUGGCUCGAGCAAAUGCUCAUCUCGAUCGGGCACACACAGCAACGAAUUUAUACCGACAACUCAUUUUUCAAAUGACUUCAGCGAACUAUAGUGAUGAAAAUUUCCUUCAAGAAGCAAAUGAAUUCCUUGAACAACAUAAUUCGACGAUAAGCCGCACUUUGCCGGUCAUUUACAAUCAAAUUAUUUCUCAAUCGUGGAAUACAUCUGAUGGUAUUCUACCGUGGGAGAUCUAUGCACAAUUGGCGAAUAUACAACGUCCGUUGGGAAUAUCAUUAAAUCAAUCUUCGCUAGCACACCAUCAUUUCGCUAUCGGAUACUUUUGUUUGCAUUCGUUUAUGUACGAUGAAGCUCAACAAGCUUUCGAUCUGGCAAUUGAAACUGAUCCGACAUUUAUCGAAGCCUAUGUUGGUAAAAUGCUCACAUGUAAACGCCCGUUGGGAUCCUAUACAGAUUUUCAAUGUGGAUUAGAUGUGUACAAUAACAUCUCAAGCAUAGAAUCGAAAUAUACUGUCACAUUGACAUCUCAACAGUCUUCUCUUAUUCAAACUGUUUAUACUUGGUAUUCAAAUCAAUCAUCGGUAGCAGCUGGAGAAUUGGCGUUCUUGUCUGCGAUUGAGAAACUAGUCGAGGCGUCUCCGAGUGAGACUGACUUUCGAGUUUUGUGGGGUUUAUCGCUUUUGAAUGUUGCAUUUCAAUAUCAAUACGAGGGUCAAAUGGAACCAGAACCAAUGAUCAAAGCCAGAGAAGUAUUACAAGUUGCUCUAACAAAUGAACCGACACAUCCAGGUGCUCUUCACUAUAUGAUACGAGCUUAUGAUGUUGCUCAAAGCAACAUUUCCGCAAAAGCAAUAGAUUUUGUAACUAAAUAUCAAAAUUUAUCGUCACAAUUGUCCUAUUCGAAACAUAUACCGGCUCUAAUUUUUAUGCGUACAGGAUCCAUGAUUUCGGCAAAAUCGUCGGAUGAAACAGCGCUGAUUGACAGUUUAACAUUGUGUUUGAUCAAAAUACUCGGGCGUAACAGCACAAUACCCUCAAGUCAACUCAGCUCUAUUUUAGCACUGCUGAAUUCAUCAUCUCAAAUGCAAUCCUUUCUUCUUUGCGAUGCCAGAAAUCGCGCGACAUUCACCGAAUGGUUGUCUUUCUCUCGUUUACAAACAGGCAAUUGGCAAGGAACACUCUCUCCAAUACUCGAUCUUUAUAUUGCAUACAAUCAAUCACAACCACCAUCGAAUCUAUAUUUAUCAUAUGCAUAUCGAACUCGAGCUCGGGCUGUUAUAAACAUUUUCUACUGGUUACCUUAUGAUACUCAAUUUAUUGACAAAGCAAAUGAAAUCCAACGAUUGAGUGAAACACUAGAUUUCAUAGCAUCAAGCGAUGAUAAGACCGAUUGGGAUUUAUCAUGGAGUGAAGCAGGAUAUCGACUAAGUAUGUGCCUUCGACUUUUGACAAGCGUCAAUACAAGCUAUUCGGAUCCGACAGUUAAAGCGACUAUAGAUGAACAUCUUGCUCGUUUUGCUGUUCUUGCAAAUCGAACAGCGCCGUUGAAUAAAUAUAUCUCAACUAGUAUUUCAUUGAUGAUAUAUCAAGUUCAAGGAAUAAUCUUUUACAAAAACAAUUCACUCGAAGAAUGUUUAAAUGUAUUACGACAAGCGGCACUAGCUGAGUCUCAACUUGUUAUGGAUAAUAAUAGCCCGACAUUGAUAUAUGCACGCUCAUCCGAAUUACUCGCAAUGCAUCUCUUACUUAUUCAUCGAAAAUAUAUCGAUUCAACGGUACCAGCUAAUUUGACAACUUACAUGUUAAACAGUACUGCCAUUACUGUAAGUCAAUUUCCGCAGUAUGCGUUGAAUCUCUAUGAGAGUGCGGAUAUGUCGGCACCUAAUCGAGCAAUCAAUAUUCUCGGUAUGGCUCGCGCCUAUUCGCAGCUUCGGUAUAAUAAUGCUGCUGAGCGACUUUAUCAAAAAUUACUUGAUCAAAUCACUUCGUCGAAUAAUGCGGACUCUGUUUUUGCAGAAGAGGCAAAUCAUUUCAUAGCACAAAAGGGUGAGUUGACUGGCUCUGCUCACGACGAACGAUUUCGUUUUCAUUCUAUUGUAAUUAGUCUUGUCUUUAAUUUGUCUGUUUAUUUUCUACUGAUUAAACAAUAA
Adineta ricciae is the source of this 5277-nucleotide messenger RNA. NCBI's taxonomy places the organism in Eukaryota, Metazoa, Rotifera, Eurotatoria, Adinetida, Adinetidae. The record is from the annotation of a GenBank genome assembly.